Messenger RNA from Linum tenue, 504 nucleotides. Lineage: Eukaryota; Viridiplantae; Streptophyta; Magnoliopsida; Malpighiales; Linaceae. The record is from the annotation of a GenBank genome assembly.
CCUCGAUUCUAGGGAAGCAUUUCAGCUAUGGUGUGCGUGGCCGUGGACCAUUACUUUCCCCCAUUUAGCGAAUCGUGCGCUUUGCGGAUGAUGAUGGCUUCUGUUGUAUCAGGUUCAGGGGGGCCAAGAAAAGGAGCUACGGCAACGAAGAAACGGGCAGAGCAGAUUCUCUGGUCGAAAGAGGAGGAGACAACCCCCUGCUACUUCCCUUCCGAACCAGAAACCUUUCUCCGGCGAACUUGGCAGCUUCAGAAAAAUGGAGAUUUUACGCUAGCCUCCAUGGCCAUUUGCCCCAGCUACCAUGCUUCUCCGGCCAAGAUCUUCAACCAGUUAGACACAUUCAUCUGAUCGAGUUUCUGUCGUAUUGGUACAUCUGGGGAAGAAAGACUCCCAAUCGAGCAUUUCAUCAAACAUCAGAUGCAAGAUUUUGGGUUCCUGAAAGGAUUCAAAAACUUGUACAUGUGCUUUCGCAUGUCAAAGUACCUAUAUAAGGAGAAAAAAAAG